AUGAGUAAGCGAAACCAUCCUGGAUCUUGUAAAAAACGUCUACCAACCCAGAAGUCAAAUUCUAUCAUUCAGCCGCCCGUUAUGGCAGAAUCAGGAGGCGACAUUUUACUGAAAGGCGAUAUCAUUGAUCAUGCAGAAAUGAUGAGGAAGUUAAUUAACAACCCAGAAUACAGUGAUCUUAAAUUCUACAUUGGACCAAACCGAAAAAUAAUUUAUGCCCAUCGCUGUAUUAUGUCAGCCAGAUGUGCUGUUUUUAAAGCUAUGCUUGCAGAGAAAAAUAACUCUGAUGAAAAAGAUGUUCCUUAUGUUCUGCCUGACGUGUCUCCAUCCAUUUUUCUUGCCAUGCUUGAGUUCAUCUAUACAAACUGUGUCACACUUUCUCCAAACACAGCAACAGAUCUUUUAGCCACUGCAUUAGAAUAUGGGCUUGAUGGUCUGAGAGAUCUUUGUGUUGAUUACCUGGUGACAAACUUGUCCGUUAGCAAUGCCUGUGAUGUGAUGCAGUCAGCUGUGACCUACAACCAGAAUGACCUCAAGGAGAAGGCCAUUGUGUUUAUUGAGGACAACACAGCAGAAAUUGUCAAAUCAAAGAGUUUUCAGGAAAUAAAUGAAGAUGCAUUAGUGGCCAUUUUACAGUCUAGCAGACUGACCAUUGAUGAGAUGGAUUUGUACAAGGCAGUGAAGGACUGGUCUUCAGUUAAUUCUGUUGUUAAUCGAAAGAAGAUUCACGAGAUGGCCAGAGAGGCUGUCAAACAUUUACGUCUGUCACUGUUGUCUCCAAAUGAGCUCACAGCAUUGGAGGAAGAAAAUAAGAGUGCUCAUUUCAUUCCAGUGGAAUCAUUUGCCUAUGCUUGGAAGAUGCAUGCUCUCAAAUGUGGUGACAGCGACAAUGUUUUGUCCAGACUACGUCGAGGGACGGUCUCAAGGGACCAUCAUAAAUAUCUCUCAAUGAAGAAUACAGAAUGA
This is a messenger RNA of Candidula unifasciata, 966 nucleotides long. The record is from the annotation of a GenBank genome assembly. NCBI's taxonomy places the organism in Eukaryota, Metazoa, Mollusca, Gastropoda, Stylommatophora, Geomitridae.